CGCUCGGGGGUCGCCGCGGGCCGGGCGGGCCGGGCGAGGAGCUCCCGGUGGACGUGGCCUGCCCGCAGUGGCCGGAGCCGAGAGGGCCAGGAUGGCCAGCAUCACUCAGCUGUUCGACGAUCUGUGCGAAGCCCUCCUGCCCGCCACCCGGGCUCGCCCCGGCCUGCGCUGCGUGGACCGGAGGAGGGCGAGGCAGACCCUCAAGAGGGUGGCCUACAAUGCCCUGUUCACAAACCUUUUUCAGGAAGACGCUCGUCGGCCGCGGUCCAGCCUGUCCAAACUCCCAGUGAAAAACAAGGUCCUCAUGAUGUCCUUUGACUUGAGAGUGGGUGGCCUGGGCCCGGAGGCUGACCGCUUGGAGGAGCUCGUGGAGGAGCUGCUGCAGGCAGCCCCUGGCUGUCCGUUUGUGGAAGUGGGAUCGGUGUUGGAACUCCUGGUUCAGCUGGCAGGCAGCGGCCCUCCUCAAAUACUGCGCAGGAAACGAGACUACUUUAAUAAAAAUGCAGGUAGAAACGUUCCCUACAGAGGCUACGAUUGUGAUGACCUCAGUGUGUCUGAGAUGGACGUCCGGUCUCUGAUCUCCAGAGAAGGGUCUCUGUGUCACAGCAUGAUCCAGGAAACACUGCAGGUGAUGGAGGCUGCUCCAGGGACCCACUUGCCCAUCAUGGGGCACUUUUCUUUCGGUGACCCUUGUGACAAGUUUGAGAGAGACAGUCGGGUGUCACUUUUUGGUGCCCUGGUUCACUGCCGCACUUACGACAUGGAUGUGCGACUAGACCUGCCCCCAGUGCCAGACAGCGCAGACCUCUCUGGACUGGCCAUUAAGGUCCCCCAGAGCAUGGAUCAGUGGGAAGAUGAAGGGUUUCAGUCAGCAUCCAAUUUGACUCCUGAUUCCCAGUCUGAACCAAGCAUGACCCCAGAUGUGGACCUGUGGGAAGUUGCGCUCACCUAUGAGGCCAGCAAGCGGAGGUGUUGGGAGCGAAUUGGAUGUCCUCCUGGCCACAGAGAAGAGCCCUACCUCACCGAGGCCGGCAGGGACGCCUUCGACAGGUUCUGUAGGCUCCGCCAAGGGGAGCUACAGUUACUCAGUGGGGGUCUCCUGCAGGCCGCAAGGCCUGUGCUAGUGAAGGAGAGUGAGCUGGUGAAGGAUUCACUGAACGUCCUUCUUGGAGUUGUUUCUGCCACAUUUUCCCUCUGCCAGCCGGCUCAAGCUUUCGUGGUGCAGCGGGGCGUCCAUGUGGCAGGCACCUCGCCUGAGAGCAUCUGUAGCAUCCUCUCCCAGGUGGCCGAGUACGGGACCCACUACAUGCGCCUGAGCCACUUUUCCCUGCAGCCUGCCCAGGGCUCUGUGUGCAGCAGAGGCCUUGUGUUCCAGGCCUUCACCAGCGGCUUGAGGAGGUACCUGCAGUAUUACCGGGCCUGCGUCCUCUCUACUCCACCUACCUUGAGCCUUCUCACAAUUGGCUUUCUCUUCAAGAAGCUGGGCAGGCAGCUCAGGUACCUAGCUGAGCUCUGUGGUGUUGGCACUGCCCUCCCGGGGACUACUGGAGGAGAGACCAGGGCUGCAUUCCCGACUGGAGUGAAGUUGCUGUCCUACCUCUACCAGGAGGCACUGGACAACUGCAGUAAUGAGCACUACCCUGUGCUGCUGGCCCUGCUGAAGACCAGCUGUGCACCCUACACACAGUUCAUCCACGACUGGGUAUACAGCGGCGUUUUCAGAGAUGUUUAUGGGGAGUUCAUGAUCCAGGUGAACCAGGAGUACCUCGGCUGCAGAGACAAAUUCUACUGGACCCAUGGCUACGUGCUCAUUUCCAAAGAGGUGGAGGACUGUGUCCCUGUGUUUCUGAAGCAUAUUGCUCAUGAUGUGUACAUCUGCGGGAAGACCAUCAACCUGCUGAAGCUCUGCUGUCCCCGGCACUACCUCUGUUGGUCUGAUGUCCCUGUCCCUCGCAUCUCGGUGAUUUUCUCCCUCAAGGAGUUGAAGGAGAUUGAGAAGGACUGUGCUGUCUAUGUUGGGCGAAUGGAGAGGGUGGCCCGUUACAACUCUAUCAGCAAGGAGGAGAAGGAAUUACGUAUGGAAAUUGCCAAACAAGAGCUAAUUGUCCAUGCUCGGGAAGCAGCAUCCAGGGUUCUGAGCGAGCUAAGUGACCGCCGGGUGUCUGAACAGAUGGCCUUGGAUGCUCGGAAGCGGGAGCAGUUUCAGCGACUGAAGGAACAAUUUGUGAAGUACCAGGAGCGACUCCUGGCAGCCAGACAGGAGGAGCUGGAUGAUGACCUGAGCCCUGCCCAUGAGCUCCACGACCGUGAGAAGAGACUGAAAGCCCUGGAGGAGGAGCUGGAGAAGAAGGCCAGGCAGGCGCUGGUGGACCAUUAUAGCAAGUUGUCUGCAGAGGCAGCUCAUCGGGAGCAAAAAGCGCUGUGGAAGAUCGAGAGACACCGCUUGGAAAGUGCGCGACUUCGCUUCCUCCUAGAAGAUCAGAAGCGAAUCCAGGGGAUGCUGAGAGACCGGUCUGAAGCUGGUCAGCCCCAGGAAAUGCUGGAUAGUCUCCCCAUGGCACAUGCCCAGGUCACAUCUCUGGAAUCUGAGCUCCGUGAUGAAGGCUGUGGCCACGAAGCAGGUCCCACAGAACAGCAGGCCAAGCAGGACUGCCCAAGUAGGCCACGUUCACCCACACCACAGCCCCUCAUGGCUCAGACAGUGGGGGCUGAUGGCUCCAUCUCUGAACAGGUAGAGGGGGCCGAACCAUUUUCUGCUUCCCUCAGCAUUGCAGACUUCUUGCUUGUGGAAUCAGGGUCUGAGCAGGCUGUGCAGGGUGGGGGAGCCCCCCUCCUAGAGGAAGCACUGCAGACCAUCUGCUCAGACCUCACCCCUGCAGUGCCUGAGCAGGCGCCCAUAGUGACUGCUCCUCACGCCACCCCACUGGAUUAUGACUUCAGUACUGUCUUGAGGCCAGCUGUGGCCACUUCAACUUCACCAGGGCUCUUGCAGGCUCUCCAGGGUGGCUUAGGCAGUGUACCGAAACUGGAUGAUUGUGCCUAUAACACCCAGAAGCCUCUGCCUCACUUGCUCAGGCGUGUCAUCCCUGAGGCAGAUAGCAGUCAGCCCAUGCAGCAGAUUCUUGAGCUUAUGGUGGAGGCUACUGCACCCACAGAGGACUGUCCUUCUGGCAUGGCUCCGUCCCGGCCACGUUGGAACGUCCACGGACAUGCAUCGGAUGCCAACAUCAGCGUUGGGGAGAACGUGUCUGACGUGGCUCCGUCCCGGCCACGUUGGAACGUCCACGGACAUGCAUCGGAUGCCAGCAUCAGGGUUGGGGAGAACGUGUCCGACGUGGCUCCGUCCCGGCCACGUUGGAACGUCCACGGACAUGCAUCGGAUGCCAGCAUCAGAGUUGGGGAGAACGUGUCCGAUGUGGCUCCGUCCCGGCCACGCUGGAACGUCCACGGACAUGCAUCGGAUGCCAGCAUCAGGGUUGGGGAGAACGUGUCCGACGUGGCUCCGUCCCGGCCACGCUGGAACGUCCACGGACAUGCAUCGGAUGCCAGCAUCAGGGUUGGGGAGAAUGUGUCUGACGUGGCUCCGUCCCGGCCACGUUGGAACGUCCACGGACAUGCAUCGGAUGCCAGCAUCAGCGUUGGGGAGAACGUGUCCGACGUGGCUCUGUCCUGGCCACAUCGGAACGUGCACGGACAUGCAUCGGAUGCCAGCAUCAGGGUUGGGGAGAACGUAUCCGACGUGGCUCCAUCCCGGCCAUGUCAGAACGUGCACGGACAUGCAUUGGAUGUCAGCCUCAGGGUUGGGGAGAACAUGUCAGAUGUGGCUCCUCAACCACAUCAGGACACCCCUGAGUGCACCUCUCAGUCCUGCAAGAUUCUGGGGGUGCUUUCUCCAAAAACUGAGCCCCAAACCCCCAGCUCCCUGCAGAGUCCUUGCCACAUGUUCCAGUCAGGCCCUCCCCUGGAAGCACACAGCUCUGCUCUGGAGUGUGGGACACAGCUGCCUGAAGAAAUGGGGCCUGCCACCUCUCCCUCAAGCCCAAGUAUUGUGGAAGGCAGCUUGCAGACCAAGCCCCCUGCUGUGGCUGAGCCCAGGGUUCCAGAAGACCACAUUCCUCAAGAGCCAGGCCCAGGGGAGAAUGGAGACAACGAGGACCUGUCUCCAAGCCUGUCCAAGAACUCACAGGAAGAGACAGUGAGCCCAGCUAGCCCAGGCCUUGGUGAGGAGGUGGAGGACACGGAUGCGGAGGCAGAGGCCCGGCGCCGGGAGGAGGAGCAGGCCUACCUGGCAGGCCUUGUCAGGCUCUAUCACGUGGAGCCAUACCCGGACAACUACGAGUCCCUGUCAGAGCCUCCUCUUGCCCACCUGGUGCACCACGUGCUUCCCCGGGCCUUUGCCCUCCCUGUGGACCCCCAGAUCCAGUCAGCUGUGGAUGAGACUGUGGUCCAGCUGAGCGAGCUGCUGACGUUGCCAGUGCUCAUGAAGCGCUCCCUCACGGCACCCCUGGCUGCCCACGUCUCCUUGGUGAACAAAGCUGCAGUCGACUACUUCUUUGUGGAAUUGCACCUGGAGGCGCACUUUGAGGCGCUGCGGCACUUCCUGCUGAUGGAGGAUGGGGAGUUCGCCCAGUCCCUUAGCGACCUGCUCUUUGAGAAGCUCGGGGCAGGGCAGACCCCCGGAGAGCUGCUCAACCCUCUGGUCCUCAACUGCGUCCUGAGCAAGGCGCUGCAGUACAGCCUCCACGGGGACACCCCACACGCAGCCAACCUGUCCUUUGCCCUCAAGUACCUGCCCGAGGCUUUUGCCCCCAACACCCCGGAUGUGCUGAGUUGCCUGGAGCUCAGGUACAAGGUUGACUGGCCCCUCAACAUUGUCAUCACGGAGAGCUGCCUGAGCAAGUACAGCGGCAUCUUCUCCUUCCUGCUGCAGCUGAAGCUCAUGAUGUGGACGCUGAAGGACGUCUGCUUCCACCUCAAGCGCACAGCUCUGGUGAGCCACGUGGCCCGCUCUGUGCAGUUCCGCCAGCUGCAGCUGUUCAAGCACGAGAUGCAGCACUUUGUGAAGGUCAUCCAGGGCUACAUUGCCAACCAGAUCCUGCACGUCAGCUGGUGCGAGUUCAGGGCCCGGCUGGCCGCAGUGGGUGACCUUGAGGAGAUCCAGCGUGCGCAUGCGGAGUACCUGCACAGAGCUGUCUUCCGAGGCCUGCUGACAGAGAAGGCAGCACCCGUCAUGAACAUCAUCCACAGCAUCUUCAGCCUGGUGCUCAAGUUCCGGAGCCAGCUCAUCUCUCAGGCCUGGAGCCCCACCAGUGGACCCCAAGGCGUGGAACACCCCAACUUCGCUCUCAUGCAGCAGUCCUACAGUACCUUCAAGUACUAUUCCCACUUUCUCUUCAAAGUGGUUACCAAGCUGGUGAACCGAGGCUACCAGCCCCACCUGGAAGACUUCCUACUGCGAAUCAACUUCAACAGCUACUAUCAGGAUUCCUGAGGCUGGCCUGACUAAGAGAGAAAGCCCGGGGCAGCCUGGGCCGUCUCAGCAACUCAGCGGCACCUGGAGGCCUCGGGAGACUCAGGUCUGUGAAGAACGCCACCGGAGGCCACUACGAGGAUCAAGUCACGCAGAGCUCUGCUGCC
Molecule: messenger RNA, 5637 nt
Organism: Perognathus longimembris pacificus (Pacific pocket mouse)
Lineage: Eukaryota; Metazoa; Chordata; Mammalia; Rodentia; Heteromyidae
Gene: Tubgcp6
Product: tubulin gamma complex associated protein 6
Exons: 26
Coding region: 92-5491 (1799 amino acids)
Biological process (GO): meiotic cell cycle; mitotic cell cycle; cytoplasmic microtubule organization
Cellular component (GO): centrosome; equatorial microtubule organizing center; gamma-tubulin complex
Molecular function (GO): microtubule minus-end binding; gamma-tubulin binding
Source: RefSeq, a predicted model, not a curated record